AUGAAUAAAAAUAAGUGUGUUUUGAGGGCAAUUGGAUGCAUUAUCCUGGCUAUUGGGGGAGUCUUUGGUUCUGAAUCUGAUUUAUAUGCAUCCGGCACUUUUGGUUAUGUUUCUGAAAAAUCUUCUUCACCUUCGUCAUUGGCUGCAGAUAACUAUGAUUCCUCAACUCCAGGAGAAGAUUUUCCAGGAAUUAUAGGCGGUUCAGAAGCAACCACUUCUUCAGGAUCUUUUGAAGCUGCUGGUUAUGAUAUGAGCAAACCAAGUAUACAGGAAGAUUUUGUAAGUGGUGGUAGUGGUGGUGAUGAUACUGUUGCUCAUUUAGAUUUGAGUGGAGAACCUAGUGAGGCUCUUAGUUCUGGGUUUCAUGAGGUUACUGCUGAUCCCUCUUUACUUUCACAGCAAAAGUUAAGCGAAUUUGUUGGGCGAUCAACAGAAAUUUCUAAGCCUGAAGAAAAGUCUUCAAGUUUGGGAUUUGUAAUUACAAAGAAUGCAGAGAUCGCUAUUGAUAACCUCUUCCCAACAGUAGAUUCCGCUAAUAUCCUCACAGUUAGUGACAUAUUAAAGUACCCAAGUGUUGAGCUUAAUGAUGAGAAAGUAUUAGUGAGCCAACUUAGCAACAAAAUUCACUAUUAUAAAGUUGAGCCUCCAAUGAUACAUGAUGCUACCUCAGGGCUGUCUACCAGUGAUCCCAGAGUUGAAAUUGGAGUGAAACCCAAAUUUGAAUUAUUUGUUGAAGAAAAUCAACCACGUAUGGAACGUAUCUUAAGGUUCUUAGACCUUAAUCAUUCUGAUUUGGUAGGCCAAGAAAAAAUUGAUUUGGCUAUUUUAUUGUUUUCUGUAGUUACUUAUGGUGAAUGCAAUAAAAAAUUGAAGGGAAUUAAUUCAAAUCUAGAAGUUGUUGAAAUGUGUAAUCAACUUUCCAGAGAAGAUAUUCUCACAAUACAACCAGAAGACCUACCAAAGAAUGUAAUCAAGGAAAAGAUUGAGCUUUUUAAACUUAGUGGAUUAGUUUUAUCUGUUCCAUUACCUUUAUUCACCAACGCAUCAGACUUGAAAUGGAGACAUGUUACAAACCCUGAUGGUAUUUACCAAGUAUAUAAUGGUGGAGCAAUUGAUGGUUUUGCUCAUUUAGACUUUCUUUACAAAAAAUUGUAUGAUAUUACCAAUUUUCUUUAUUACCCAGGAUUCCAGUUUAUGGAUGAUACCAGAUUAGAAUUGUAUUAUGGUUUGAAAGGAAUAAGAGUGCGCCUUGGACAAAUUGAACAAACCAGAAAGGUUAAGAAAGAUCUUUCAAAGGUGAUGGAUUUUUAUAACAAUUGGUUUAAAGGACCCAAAUUUAAGAAGGCAUGCUCACGGGAAUACAGUAAUGCUAUGAUUGCUAUGGCACCAAUCUAUGAUGCUAUUAGUGAAAUGAACAAAAUACUUAGAUCCGUUCAAAAUGAGAUCUCUACCAAUCCAAGAAUUCUUGAGGAGGAUUUUGUUGGAAUUCCAAAACAAGUACUUAUGAACAUUAAUCCCAACGAAAAAAAAUUCUUUUUAAAUAACAUUGUCCCAAUCUUUACUAUAAUAAAUAAUGGUAUUAAAAAAGGUAAGAUUAAGACAAUGAGAGCUGAAGUACUUCGUAUUCUUGCAAUUCUUGAGGAGAUUGAAUUUAAUUCUAAAGAAGUUGCUAGAAUCUUACAAGAUCUUCAAAAAUGCAUUAGGGGAUCUGGUAAUGCUUUUAAAUACGAACUCAGAUAUAUUAAACGUGACUUUUACAGGCUGGUUAGAGUUGUUAGAAAAAGUGAUCCAAAAUUCCCAUUCCCAUUUCCUUCCAGUCCAUUAUACAUUAAAGGUAGGAAGUUUGGGAUUAAAAACCUUUUCAGAAAGAAUUCUGCCAGAGCCAAGCUUGGGUACUAUCGAGAAUUUUUACCUUUUAAUAAGUCCGAGAAAGCUUCCAAGAAAUGA
Molecule: messenger RNA, 1947 nt
Organism: Cryptosporidium ubiquitum
Lineage: Eukaryota; Apicomplexa; Conoidasida; Eucoccidiorida; Cryptosporidiidae
Exons: 1
Coding region: 1-1947 (648 amino acids)
Source: RefSeq, a predicted model, not a curated record